Amphibalanus amphitrite is the source of this 1035-nucleotide messenger RNA. Its product is annotated as small ubiquitin-related modifier 3-like. Lineage: Eukaryota; Metazoa; Arthropoda; Thecostraca; Balanomorpha; Balanidae. The coding region runs from base 311 to 640 and encodes 109 amino acids. Gene Ontology annotation, molecular function: protein tag activity; ubiquitin-like protein ligase binding. Gene Ontology annotation, cellular component: nucleus. The record is from RefSeq and is a predicted model, not a curated record. The transcript has 4 exons. Gene Ontology annotation, biological process: protein sumoylation.
GAAUACGACGCAUAACAUUAUUAGAAAGCGCGCGCGGUACGCCGUACGCGCGGUACUGCCGUUUAGACCGUUUAGACUUAGUUCUAUAGCCUUGUUUUAGGUUUAAGGUAUCUUGGUAUUGCCUUGACCUAACAACCAAACAGCCUCUACUCAGCGGCAACUAUCAGUUAACAUUUUUUCAAUGACAUACCCUGAUUCCAAUUUGUUUGUAGGUGCAUGAUUGCUGCGAGAUUGUAAAUGAUUUAUUGAAUUCGAUUUGGUGAAUACCGUUUUUUUCCUGACCUUCUCUGGAGCUGUAUAACAAGAUAAAAUGGCUGAAACUGGUGGAGGUGAUCCAAAGGAAGAAAAGAACAAGGAUGCCCCAGGAGGAGACGAGCACAUCAACCUGAAGGUGAUGGGGCAGGACGGCUCUUCAGUCUUCUUCAAGAUAAAGCGACACACUCCAUUUCGGAAACUGAUGACGGCCUACUGUAAUCGUGUGAACAUGUCUCUGCACGCGGUGCGGUUCCGGUUCGACGGCGAGCCGGUGAGGGAGGUGGACACGCCCCAGACCAUGUCCAUGGAGGACGGCGACGCCAUCGAGGUGUUCCAGCAGCAGACCGGCGGACGGCGCCGGCCACCGACCGGCUCCGGGUCGUGAUACCGCCCACCGGGCACCAGCCAAACUCGGCUCGGGGACUUCCUUCGCGUAAGUGGCCGAGUCGCCCGGAAGACGUGCUAUCGCCCAGCCAGAGACCGGGCAGCGGUGGAGACAGUUGCGCUCGCUGCCGCCGCCGGUCGGGGAGUGCAGUCCGAGUUCCGCGCAGUGGCGCCGAGACCGGACUCGGUGUGCUCGGGUCGGCCGGGAGGGUGCAGUGCAGCGCUCGGAGCCGGUGCGGCCACGGCGGUCUGCGCCAGCCGGUAGCCGGUGGACGGCACUUGUCCGCGCGCCGGCGCUCUCAUCAUCGUCAUCAUCGCUCAGCGCGCCGCCGGGUGCCGCAUGUUCAUCGCCUGUUGGUGCGCGUCAGGGACCGAAUAUACGUUUUACUGUUGUCA